GUGAUUUAAUUCACCACAGUUCGACUGGUAGCCACUCAGGAACUGUUGAUACUUAUGGGGCAUCACAAUCAACAAGAGGGGGAACAACUUUCUAUGGUAGCAGUGGAACAUAUGAAGGAACUAGUCAUGCCGAAGGAUGA
This is a messenger RNA of Ambispora gerdemannii, 140 nucleotides long. The record is from the annotation of a GenBank genome assembly. Lineage: Eukaryota; Fungi; Glomeromycota; Glomeromycetes; Archaeosporales; Ambisporaceae.